AUGAAAACAUCCACCAACGCGUUGAAGUACCUUAUAACAAUCCUAAUUCUUCUAGAAAAUAGACCAGACUAUAUAAAGAAAAUCUUCAUUGUCUAUCUAAAUAACUUUUAUGAUGCACUAAUUUUACCUACAAAUUAUAAUGCUGCACUAAAAGAAGAAGCAGCAUCGGCUGAACUCAGCCCAGAACAGAUGGGAGGUCAUUAUCAAGGUGAUAUGAUUUUUCCGGAAGAUGUAUCACGUGGAGCGGCACAUCGGCCAUCAUCACAGCGAUGGCCUAAUGGUAUAAUACCCUAUGAUAUGACAUCAUCUAUUUUUGUCAAUCAUUCAUUAUUGAUUGUUGAUGCUAUGCGACGUAUGGAGAAUCUAACACGAGUAGGAAAUCGUUCGUGUAUUCAAUUUCGACCGAAAACUAGCAAUGAUGCAAUUUUUAUUACAAUUCAGAAUGGAACUGGUUGUUCCGCUUAUGUUGGAUAUCUUCAAAAUAUUACUCUAAAUCGUACUGUUACUUUAAUGCAUACGCCAACUUCCACUUGCAUGAUAACUGGAAUUAUUCAACAUGAACUUCUUCAUGUACUAGGAUUUUUUCAUGAGCAAUCUCGUCCUGAUCGUGAUGACUAUGUUUCCAUUCAAUGGAAUAAUAUUUUAACUGGUACUGAGUUCAAUUUUGAGAAAUAUACCACAGAGGAUAUUGACACUCUCAGGACAUCAUAUGAAUAUGGAUCCGUUAUGCAUUACCAAGCAAAUGCCUUCAGUGCGAAUGGUUUAAACACGAUUAUACCUACGAAGGAUCCUAACGCAGUGCUUGGACAACGUAUUGGUAUGAGUCCUAUUGAUAUUCUUGAGGUUCAACGUUAUUAUGGAUGUGUUCCAAUUCCGUCAGCAGCAGUACAUCAACAAAAUACAAUAUCCAUGAGUUCAACUAUUAGUAUGGGAAUAGUUCUAAUACUUUUACUUCACUAG
This is a messenger RNA of Rotaria socialis, 960 nucleotides long. Lineage: Eukaryota; Metazoa; Rotifera; Eurotatoria; Philodinida; Philodinidae. The record is from the annotation of a GenBank genome assembly.